Messenger RNA from Phoenix dactylifera (date palm), 1220 nucleotides. RefSeq lists its product as uncharacterized. The record is from RefSeq and is a predicted model, not a curated record. Lineage: Eukaryota; Viridiplantae; Streptophyta; Magnoliopsida; Arecales; Arecaceae.
CUUUCGCUCCCUUUGUUUAUUCUUGACCGCAGACAAGAAAUUCCCCUCGAAAUCCCCUCCAGUCCAAGGGAACCCUAUUUUGGAAACAAUUCAGAAUCCCAGGCUCCGGUUCCCAAAUCUGAUUGAUCGCACGCAAUAAGUAUCCUCCGUCGUCGCCCCAUACCCUAGUUUCCAAUUCGAGAUCUCCUCGUUGAAUCUGAAGGGAGUGCCGCAACCCUAAAUCUCCAAGUUCCCUGGUUCCGGGUCAAGAAAGCUAGAAGGAGAUGGUUUUCUACUUCAAGGCCCGGCCCGAGGCGGGGGAUUAUACCAUCUUCAUGGGGCUGGACAAGUACGAGAACGAGGAGCUCAUCAAGUACGGGUUUCCUGAGGAUAUAUGGUUUCAUGUGGAUAAAAUGUCCUCUGCUCAUGUUUAUGUCAGAUUGAAAAAAGGUCAGACUAUUGAUGAUAUAAGUGAAGUUCUGCUAGAAGAUUGUGCCCAGCUCGUUAAAGCCAAUUCGAUUCAAGGCAAUAAAGUGAACAAUGUUGAUGUUGUUUAUACUCCAUGGUAUAAUUUGAAGAAAACUCUUUCAAUGGAUGUUGGUCAAGUUGGUUUCCACAAUCCUAAGAUGGUCCGUACUGUAAGGGUGGAAAAACGCAUAAAUGAGAUUGUUAACAGGUUGAACAAGACAAAGGUGGAGAGAAAGCCAGACUUGAAAGCUGAGCGAGAAGCUGUUAAUGCGGCUGAAAAAGCAGAAAGAAAGCUUCAGUUAAGAGAGAAAAAACGGAGAGAGGAGAUGGAGAGGCUUGAGAAGGAGAGACAGGCAGAGAUAAGGAGCUACAAGGGCCUGAUGGUGUCAGAAAAGAUGACAUCCAACAAACAAAUUGCAUCGGCUAACAAAUCCCUGCAAGAACUGGAAGAAGACUUCAUGUAAGUGCGGCGCAUUACUCAUGGCUGGUAGAAAGCUCCAACUUUGGAAGCUCCACAUGAUCGGUGCAGCAAGUUGAAUGAUACAGGUCACUUUGACACAAAUUAUGUUCUGAUGACUUAAUUAAGCCACCAGCUUCAGACCUGUUUGUUAUCACCAGUUGUCAACAAGCAAUGUGAUCAUUUAUCAGUUGUGGUUGAUACAAGUAAUUUAUUACACAGAUGAUGAAAGACUAAUGAUUUAGAUUGCCUUAUGUUUGUCAUUAGAAUGAUUAUUUUCCAUUCUACCAAGCUGAAGCCAAAUCUGAGCUUUUUU